Messenger RNA from Soboliphyme baturini, 426 nucleotides. The record is from the annotation of a GenBank genome assembly. NCBI's taxonomy places the organism in Eukaryota, Metazoa, Nematoda, Enoplea, Dioctophymatida, Soboliphymatidae.
AUGAAUGGAAUCAAGGCUGAGGCCUCCGCUGAAUGGAUACCGAUUUAUCGUUUUAAACUAAUCACUGUGAUAGCGGCAAUAUCGAAGAUUAAAAUCUUGCAAACGGCGUUGACCGUGGUUUUGGUGCCUGUAGCCUGGAAACAGUACAUGGAUGCAGCACAAUCACCUACUUUAGUCCUAAUCAUUUCCUUCGCCGCGGUGGUCGCUUUGGUCAUGCUUUACGUUGUAACGGCUCUCACUCGCCGCACGAUUGGCGUCAUCAGUAAACAUUGGUUGCAGAGCGUUGUCCGCAUAGGUUACCUGGAUUUCUGGGGCUUUAGGCGAAACAUAAUUGUACCCAUCGAAGAUCUGGUUCCAUUGACUGACAUUUCUUACGACAAGCGAGGAGCUUACCUGAAACUCGAGAGGUUACUAGGCAAUUCCUAA